Molecule: messenger RNA, 3640 nt
Organism: Styela clava
Lineage: Eukaryota; Metazoa; Chordata; Ascidiacea; Stolidobranchia; Styelidae
Product: SHC-transforming protein 1-like
Biological process (GO): intracellular signal transduction; cell surface receptor protein tyrosine kinase signaling pathway
Cellular component (GO): plasma membrane
Molecular function (GO): receptor tyrosine kinase binding
Source: RefSeq, a predicted model, not a curated record
CGUCUGGACGUAGUCAGCUCAGCUGUUCUUGUUUUUAUCUUUUCCGCCGGUAAACGUUGGUAUAUAUUUUGAUAUAUGACUUAGAUUUUGGUGAAUUUAAUAAGCAAACAAUACAAGAGAUGAAUCGAAUGAAAAAUAAAAAGGUAAUCGAAGGAGAUCAAGCUAAUGAAUGGAGGAAAUCAGGGAGCUUUGUGAAUAAACCUUCAAGAGGAUGGCUCCAUCCAGAUAAUUCUGUGAUGGGACCUGGUGUCGUCUAUGCAGUUCGGUAUCUUGGAUGUAUAGAAGUCAGGCAAAGUAUGAGGACAUUACAAUUCGAUAUGAGGACACAGGCAACAAAGGAAGCAAUAUGGAGAAUAUUGAUGGCCACAAGACGAUCACAUCAACUGGUUUCUCGAAGGAAAAAGACUCCGAAAGAAGUUUCACGAAUUCUAGGAGAACGUCCCAAUCUACAGUUUUCAUUAUCAUUGAUUAAUUUAACAAUUUCAACAGCAAGUUUGACCUUGGUUGUCACUGAUUCGGGACAGUUCAUCGCGAAUCAUCAAAUGCAAUCAAUAUCCUUCGCAUCUGGAGGAGAUCCUGACACUUUAGAUUUUGUUGCCUAUGUUGCAAAAGAUCCUAUUAAUAAUAGAGCAUGUCAUGUUCUAGAAUGUUGUGAUGGUGUAGCACAAGAUGUUAUAAAUACAAUUGGUCAAGCAUUUGAACUACGUUUCAAAGAAUACCUCAAGAAUCCACCUAAAGCAGUCACACCACCUGAUCGCACAGAACCUUUAUUUCAUGAUGGAAAAUCAAGAUGGGGAGAUGAUGAACCAGAAUAUUAUAAUGAAAUACCAGGGAAGUUACCUCCUGAAGCCGGCAUAGUUGACAAAAGAUUAGAAGGGCAACAUAAUAUUAAUAAUGGAGCUGUCAGCACUCAACAGAUUGUUGGUGGACGACCAGAAGCCUCAGGAGAUGCUCAGCCUCCCCCAACACCAGCUAAUCGACAAAUAAAACAAAGAAGUUUUGAAGAUCAUAAUUAUAUAAAUACUAGUCUUGUACAUCAAAGUGAGACUGGCAUACAACAGCAAGAGCCGAAAGUUUUUAAUAAUCCAAUGUCAAAUUUGAGUCAAUCUGGUGCUUCAAGACAUCCAAGUAACUUAAUCGAUCUAACUACACCACCUUCCUCUCCACAAAAAUCUGUAGGUGGAGGAGCAUUAGCAAUAGCAGCGGCAUUAUCAAUCGAAGAUCAUCGUCCGGCAAGGCAUGAGAGUAGCUCCUCAAUGGAUGCUUUUGAUAUGAAACCAUUUGAAAAAACUUUAAUGCUGGAUAAGUCAUCUGGUAUCGGAACACUACAACAUGAACCUUGGUUCCAUGGAAAACUGAGUCGACAUGAUGCAGAAAUUUAUUUGAAAGAAGAUGGCGAUUUCUUAGUUCGUGAAUCAAGUACGACGCCUGGAAAAAUUGUAUUGAGCGGAUUGCACGAUGGUCACACUAAACAUCUAUUUCUUGUUGAUCCUAAUGGGGUGGUUCGAACUAAAGACCGCCAGUUUGACAGCGUUUGUCAUUUGAUAUCGUUUCAUAGAAAUAAUAAUCUACCUAUUGUAUCAUCUGGUUCAAUGUUGAUGCUACAACAACCUGUCAUAAGAAAAAUUGAACGAUGAGUUUCGCUUUUUUCGUACUUCAUCCAACUUAUAUAUUGUCAUGAGUGUCGAAUUUUUUAUCAAGCCUCAUAGGCUGAAUCGGUAAAUUACUAUAUGAACAAAAAUUGUACAAUAAAAUCAAAUUUUAGGCUCAUUUGGCGGUUUCCAAUAACUUUCUUACAUCAAACAGAUCAGAAACAUUGAUAUUCAAAUGUGUUACAAAUAUUUUCUGAAUAAACUCAUGAAAAAUUGUUACAUAUAUUUGAAGAUUUUUGGUUUUUACUUUUUAUCAACUAUUAUUAGUUUGAUAAAUAGAAUAACAUAAUCUCUUUCCACAGAAUAGCAAGUUUAUUUGUUAGCUUUUUUCAGAUCAUAGUCUAACUACGGCGUUUGAUUAUAUCUUGUUUUGUCUGAGGAAAUUAGACCAUGAGUCCAUGAUCUAACGAAAGCUAUCAAAUAUAUUUGCUAUUUCCUGGAAAGAGACUUCACUAUGGCCAUAUACAGAUUUGAAGUAGAAAGUACACAGAGUGAAAGGACUGGCAGUUUAAUAUACAAAAUUCUAGUACUUCUAGUAUUAGUUUCAAAAAUGGCAUGGUCAAUCAUGUAUAAUUUGAACUUCUUGAUGUACAAUUUAUUCAACGUUUCAUAAUUUUAACAUCAGUCUUGUGUGUCCAUUUAUUCACUUUUUUUCAGUAGGGAGCACCACGACAAACUUUUUGAAUCGAUGUUUCUAAAAGCAGCAUGUUUAUUUUUACAUUUCGAAGCUAUUUAUUUCAUGGAAAGUAAAAUAAGAAAAUAACAAUUAAUUUGAUUUAUGAUUCUAGGCAAAAUGUACUGAUAUUGCAUUAGUAUCUCGAGACAAAACUUGUGAUAUUUUACAUACAUAAUUAUUCUGUUGAUGAACAUUCUAAUAUAAAAUAAUUGCAGAGCAUAAUUUCGAAAUACCAACUAGGUAUUCAGACAUAGAUUAUUCCCACUUACUAGCAAGCCAAUUUUAAUUGAGAUAAUUCAUGUAAAAAUCUUAUGAGUGUGGUGCAGGUAGUCUUCUAAUAAAAAAAAACGGUACCAAGCUUAUUCUUUUGAUCUUCUUAUUUAAUGAAAUUAGGAACAACUUAAAUACUGAUAUAUCAGUCCAUUUUUGUAAUAAUCAUUGAAUUGUUUUAAUGUAUUUAAAACUGACUAAUUUGGAGUGAAUAAGAAUUUUGCGUCUUUCAUAUUUUUACUAUGAAAGCCUUAUACAUACAUCAUGGUUUCGUUAUUUCAAGUUUCAUCACAUAGAUCUCUGUGAAAUUGCAAAAAUUGAACCAAGUUAGUCAUACAAAAUCAUACCUUAAUUUUUUAUUGAGUGCUGUCCAUUUUUAUCCUUUAAUCAUGCUUUUAGAUUUACUUCACCAUUUCAACAUAUUUUACUUUAUUUUAUUUACUUGUUUAUUGAAGUAGCCAACAAGCCAAACAUUUUUGGUAUAUUUUAAAUAUUAUGAGAUUUUGCUUUUUUGUUCAUUUCAGUCUUUUUCUUUCCAAUAUUUUUACUUAAUUCAUCUUUCCUAUUUAGCAUAAAGCUGAAUGUCCGUCAUUCAUGCCUAUGUUUUUAAUUGUUCAUUCACAAACCUAUGAUAAGAGCACAUUGAUGUUAGUUUGUGUGUAAUAUCAGAAAAACUAUCUGUAAGUGCGCCAGAUACUUGUAUUGCUGAAAUGUUCACGGGUUUGGUGUUUUGGUCCUGUCCUGUUCGAUAUAGCUAAACAAUCUUACCCCUUCUAAGCUACAAAGUUAAUAAUUAUGCGAAUUUAACUUUAUUAGGUGUAAUCCGAUCAUUUGAGGUUGAAUUUCAUAUUCGUUUUCCUCUUAUGAUAUCCUCAUCGAUACCCGAUGUAUGAUAUAGUAUAAGAUUACACCAUACGGAGUUUUUUGAACUUUCUGACAAUUUUUUCAGCCUGGUUAUUUCUGAAGUUAUUCUGUUGAUCUCUGUGUUUGUAGCAAAGAUAUAUAUAUUAUAAUUAUCUUGAAUACAAAUGUUCUGUUCUUA